AAGGGGACGGAGCUCGGAUCGGGUUCCCUCUUUUUCUCCGGCCGGCGACCUGCAGUCUGGGUAGUUGCGGUGUGGCAGCCUGCUCGCAGGGUUGCCAGCUUGCAAUGCUAUUGACAGCGGUCGUCGCGUGGUCUCUGCUCUUCCCCGAUCGCUGCUGAUCGGAGUUCUCGGCCUUCCGCGCUGCUGUCCUUGCAAGAGGCUGGCAGGAAUUAAAGUAGCUUUUUCAUCUUUGAAUAACCGGAAUGGGCCUGAUUGUGCCAUAAGUCCCAUAUUUCCCAACCAGUCGGGUCAAGACGUGCUAACUAAAUGGAAAUGGCGUCUCCAAAAUCCUUACUGAAUAUUCUGACCUUCACUUUUGGAUCUGCAAUUGGUUUUUUCCUCUGUUACUUACUGUUUAAUUUAAGAUUAGACGAACAAAUCAAGGUUGAGCCUCACAUUCUUCAUAAUGAUCCUCAUGGCCAUCAUUCAGAUAAUGAUGAAAACAAUAACCUGAAAGGACAAAUGAAUUUCAAUGCUGAUACUGGGCAACAUAAAGGCAAGGAUCAGUUCAGUGUUAGGGAUAGAUUAGACGAACAAAUCAAGGUUGAGCCUCACAUUCUUCAUAAUGAUCCUCAUGGCCAUCAUUCAGAUAAUGAUGAAAACAAUAACCUGAAAGGACAAAUGAAUUUCAAUGCUGAUACUGGGCAACAUAAAGGUCCCCAAAAUCUGGAAACAAAAGCCAAACAUGUCAAAGCUACUUGGGCCCAGCAUUGCAACAAAAUCCUAUUUAUGAGCUCUGAGGAAAACAAGAACUUUCCAACAGUGGGAUUAGAAACCAAAGAAGGCAGGGACCAUUUAUACUGGAAAACUAUUAAAGCUUUCCAGUAUGUACAUGAACAUUAUCUUGAUGAAGCAGAUUGGUUCAUGAAGGCAGAUGAUGACACCUAUGUUGCACUGGACAAUUUGAGAUGGCUCCUUUCAAAAUACAAUCCUGAAAAGCCCAUUUAUUUUGGGCGAAGAUUUAAGCCCUUCGUAAAACAGGGUUAUAUGAGUGGUGGGGCAGGAUAUGUGCUUAGCAAAGAAGCCCUGAAAAGAUUUGUGGAUGCCUUCAAAAAUAAUAAAUGUACCCAUAGCUCUUCCAUUGAAGACUUAGCAUUAGGGAAGUGUAUGGAGAGCAUUAAUGUUGAAGCUGGAGAUUCUCGAGAUACAAGUGGCAAGGAAACCUUCCAUCCAUUUGUGCCAGAACAUCAUUUAAUCAAAGGAUACCUUCCCAAAAACUUUUGGUAUUGGAAUUACAACUAUUACCCUGCUAUAGAGGGCCCUGCUUGUUGUUCUGAUCUAGCAGUUUCUUUUCACUAUGUAGAUGCUACUACUAUGUAUCAUUUGGAAUACUUGAUUUAUCAUCUCCGUCCUUACGGUUAUCAAUUCAGAUAUAAUCCUGAUGUCUCAGAAAAACAAAAUUUAAGUGAGGCUACAAAAGGUGGUAUAAAAAUCAAAGCUGAAGAAAAUAUUCCAAAAGCUUCUAAAUAAGGGGCCUUGCUCAGCUAAAAGUGGCAAAAUGAGUUUCUUAAGUAUAUUUCCAAAGUGUUCUUUUGUAUCCUUUUCUAAUACACUGGUACAUUUUUUCAUAUGCCAAGGGACUGCAUGCAGUACUUCUAUCAAAGCUUUGCUUUAACUGACACAUAGACUCAAUCUGCACUUGAAACCAAUGUUUCAAGUUUCAAGUUUGUUCCUUUUCACGCAUGGAUCUUCAACAUUGUCAUCCUUUUUAAUUAGGAUUUGAAUGUAUUUUUCCUUUUUUCUAACAAAAAAUUCACUGUCUUUGCUUUAUCAAAUCAGAAAAUGAUGAAGACAUUCAAGUUUCUAUAUGAAGAAAACACUUCAUUCUAUGAAAUCACCUGAAAAAACCUGCAGCAUCAAAAAUGACCACAAGAGGCCAAAUUAAAAUAAGAUUUUCUUAACAGCUUGAACACUUUUAUCAAUUUUUUUGUAUCCAGCUUGAAUGUUUCCAUAGAAUGAAGUCUUAGAACUGGUAGCCAAAUGAGAGGUGUAAAUAUCAUUAGUAGAUAUGUAUAAACAUAAUUCAGUUAUUAGAAUGAUUGUUGUCUGAGCAAAACAAAAUAUUACUUCUUGAUAUUAAAGGUAAAGGUAAAGGUUCCCCUCGCACAUACGUGCUAGUCGUUGCCGACUCUAGAGGCCGGUGCUCAUCUCCGUUUCAAAGCCGAAGAGCCAGCGCUGUCCGAAGACGUCUCUGUGAUCAUGUGGCCGGCAUGACUCAACGCCAAAGGCGCACGGAACGCUGUUACCUUCCCACCAAAGGUGGUCCCUAUUUUUUCUACUUGCAUUUUUACAUGCUUUCGAAACUGCUAGGUUGGCAGAAGCUUGGACUAGUAACAGGAGCUCACCCCAUUACACGGCAGCACUAGGGAUUCGAACCGCCAAACUGCCGACCUAUCAGUCAACAAGCUCAGCUGUCUUAGCCCCUGAGCCACCGUGUCCUUGAUAUUACUGUUUUUCAUUUCUUUUGUUUUGUUUCAUUCUUUUAACUUCCUGUGGAACAUGAAUUCCAGAGGAUAUAAGAACUAUUAAUUAGAAAUAGACUUCUCUACGUAUCAUUCUAUAUAACUGGAUUUCUUUAUAUUAGAAUAUUAAAUAAUGUUACUAAUUUAGUAUUUUUAGCAGUUUCUAGAUUGCAUUUAGAGUUACAUACUUUUUAACUAAGCUUCACUAAUAUUUUGGUAACAAAUUUGGACAACUACAUUAUUUUUCUUUCUUUGAUGUAUUUUUCAACACAACAGGCAAUUCUGUAAUAGGUAAACAAGUUGAGUUUCAAAUAUACCAUAAGAGAUUGCUCCUGGAUACAGUGGAUGUCCUUGGGAUCACUCAAAAAGUGUUUUGAACUUGAAGUAUUUCCCACGUCACUAUUUACUAUGAUCUGUGAUAGAAUUUCUUUUUGCAGUACAAAUAUGUAGA
Ahaetulla prasina is the source of this 2952-nucleotide messenger RNA. It is a transcript of the gene C1GALT1, whose product is annotated as core 1 synthase, glycoprotein-N-acetylgalactosamine 3-beta-galactosyltransferase 1. Gene Ontology annotation, molecular function: N-acetylgalactosaminide beta-1,3-galactosyltransferase activity. Gene Ontology annotation, cellular component: membrane. The coding region runs from base 307 to 1509 and encodes 400 amino acids. Lineage: Eukaryota; Metazoa; Chordata; Lepidosauria; Squamata; Colubridae. The transcript is spliced from 7 exons. The record is from RefSeq and is a predicted model, not a curated record.